AUGGACAUUACCGUGAAACCUGCGGCGGGUGCAGGGACGGGUGCUGGUGUGGAGAAAGCGAAAAUAGAAUCGCAGGGUGGAGCGAAAACGGGGUUGGCGAGGUACGCGGACGAUAGUGACGACGACGACGACGACGACGACGACGGCGCAGGGUCGGAAGACGAAGCGGCGCACGAUGCGGAUGAGUUGCCGAUAUCGCAUCAGGCUGCGUUGAAGGAUCACCAGAGGACGGUAUCAGCACUCUCAAUCGACCCCUCCGGAUCCCGCUUCGUAACGGGCGGCCGGGACUGCAUGUUCAAGCUAUGGGAUUUCCACGGGAUGGACGCCUCGUUGAAGCCGUUUCGAUCGUUUGAGGCGACCAGUGGCAAUCCUAUCCGCGACGUGCAAUUCAGCCCCAGCGGCGACCAGAUCCUAAUGGCCUCCAGCUCCGCGCAGCCAAAGGUGUACGACAGGGACGGGGUCGAGAUUGUGGAAUUUGUUAAAGGCGAUCCGUAUAUCCGGGAUAUGCGGCAUACGAAGGGACAUGUGGCGGCACUUACGGCGUGCAGGUGGCACCCGUUUGAAAAGUCGACGUUCCUUACCGCGUCGCUAGACAGCACCAUAAGAAUUUGGGACGUGACAUCCAAACGAAGCCACAAACAGGUCAUCGCUGUGAAAUCAAAACAGCCGGGUGGGAAAACGGCGAUAACGGCCGCCGCGUACUCGCAUGACGGCAAGCUGAUUGCGGGCGGAGGGCAGGACGGCGCGCUGAGGAUAUGGAAUAGUAAUGGUAAUUUCCUGGCGCCUUCGCAUAAUGUCGAAAACGCCCACAUGCCCGGCGCACCCAUCACCUCCCUCACCUUCUCCCGCAACACCCCCUCCCCGCUCCUCGCCACCCGCGCCAUGGACGACACCCUCAAACUCUGGGACCUCCGCUCCCUCCGCCAACCCCUCCACACCGUCCCGAACCUCCCCAACUUCUUCGAAGAAACCGACGUCACCUUCUCCCCCAACGACCGGUACAUCCUCACCGGCACCUCCGUCAAAAAAGACCAAGGGUUCGGCACACUCUGCGUUUUCGACCGUGACUCUCUGAAGGAGGUCGCGAACGUACAGGUCGCGACGAGCUCGGUGGUCAGGGUCGCGUGGCAUCCGAAGAUCAACCAGAUUGUGUUGGGGACCGGGGAUGGGAGCGUGCAGGUUAUGUAUGACCCCGUGCUGAGCUUGGCGGGGAUCAAGGCGGCGUUGGGGAAGGUACCGAAGAAACGGGGAGAGUUUGCGGUUUUUGCUGAUGACGCUCAUCGACCCAUCAUCAACCCCCACGCCCUCGCCAUGUACCGCGACGACGCCCUCAACGCCUCCCGCUCCACCAAACGCAAGAUCGAGAAACUCCGCGCAGACCCCAUCGCGACCCGCAAACCCGACAUGCCGCUCAUGACGGGCCCCGGCCGCGGCGGCAAAGUCGGCACGAAUGUCACGCAGCAUAUCAUGAAGGGGCUGAUUAAGGAUGAUAGUAGGAGUCAGGACCCGAGAGAGGCGUUUUUGAAGCAUGCUAAGGAGGCUGAAGAAAAACCGUUUUGGGUUGCGCCUGCGUAUACCAAGAACCAGCCGAAACCGGUGCAUGCGGAGAGUGUGUAUGAGGAUGAAGGGGAGGCGGCGCGGGCUGCGGCUAAGAAGAGGCGGCAGUGA
Molecule: messenger RNA, 1668 nt
Organism: Fimicolochytrium jonesii
Lineage: Eukaryota; Fungi; Chytridiomycota; Chytridiomycetes; Spizellomycetales; Powellomycetaceae
Product: WD40-repeat-containing domain protein
Exons: 9
Coding region: 1-1668 (555 amino acids)
Biological process (GO): regulation of DNA double-strand break processing
Cellular component (GO): site of double-strand break; nucleus
Molecular function (GO): protein binding
Source: RefSeq, a predicted model, not a curated record